GGAGGAGGGGGGCAAGCUAAAGAGGAGCGUGGCUUCGUCGUCCUUGUAUGACGUCACGCCUUUUGUCCCGCGUACCCCCCACUUGUAGCCGCUGUGUGUGUGCGCUUAGUACCACCCUCCUCCUCCGCGUGUUCCUGCCCGGGCGGCCGCACUUCUUUUGGGGUCGGGGAUGGGGGGUUAGUCGGAGCACUACCUGUGUGGCCCCCGCAUGGAGGACGCUGGACACAGAUGCGUUUGAGGCACCGCUUUUUUGGUCGGAGACGCCAGUUGCCUCGUCACGUGUAGCAGACACCACACUUUAUUGACGCCGCGAAACCAGGCAUGGCGACGGACUUCUUCCUUCUCUGACCAUGGCUCGGUGAGGAAGAUUGGCUCCCGUCACCCUCGCUGGGAAUCCCCGCAUUAGAUUUUUUUUUUCGAGCGAAAAGAAAAUCAGCAACAACAAAAAAUGGACAAAGAAGCAGUCGGCACGCAAUACGAGCCCGUGGCCGAGAUCGGAGAAGGAGCCUACGGGAAAGUGUACAAGGCGAGGGAUUUGAAAAACGGGGGACGCUUCGUGGCCUUGAAGAGAGUUCGCGUUCAGACGGAGGAAGAGGGGAUGCCGCUCUCCACCAUCCGGGAGGUGGCGGUACUGAGGCAGCUUGAGGCCUUCGAGCAUCCCAAUGUUGUCAGGCUAUUUGAUGUGUGUACAGUGUCUCGGACUAACCGGGAAACCAAACUCACACUGGUCUUUGAGCACGUGGACCAAGACCUGACCACCUACCUAGAGAAGGCCCCUGAUCCUGGCGUACCGCCAGAAACCAUUAAGGACAUGAUGUAUCAGCUGCUCCAGGGCCUGGACUUCCUGCACUCGCACCGCGUGGUCCACCGUGACCUGAAGCCCCAAAACAUCCUGGUCACCAGCGAAGGACAGAUCAAGCUCGCCGACUUUGGCCUGGCUCGCAUCUACAGCUUCCAAAUGGCGCUGACCUCCGUGGUGAGUCCACCUGUUCUAUCUAAUAAGGCCCCAUCUUACUCUCAGAUGCCCAACAAAGCCCUGAUGGGAUUAUUUGUUCAAGAAAAGCAAAAAGUGCGCCAAGAGGGUUUUUAUUGAAGACAGUCCUGCGAG
Nerophis ophidion (straightnose pipefish) is the source of this 1108-nucleotide messenger RNA. Its product is annotated as cyclin-dependent kinase 6-like. Gene Ontology annotation, molecular function: cyclin-dependent protein serine/threonine kinase activity; ATP binding; cyclin binding. Lineage: Eukaryota; Metazoa; Chordata; Actinopteri; Syngnathiformes; Syngnathidae. The transcript has 4 exons. The record is from RefSeq and is a predicted model, not a curated record. Gene Ontology annotation, cellular component: nucleus; cytoplasm; cyclin-dependent protein kinase holoenzyme complex. Bases 449 to 1093 code for a protein of 214 amino acids. Gene Ontology annotation, biological process: regulation of G2/M transition of mitotic cell cycle; protein phosphorylation; signal transduction.